GUUUUUUGUGAAAAUAAACAAUUAAGCUUCAAGAAGGUUCUGAAUUUUAUUUCACUACUAGCUCUAUUAACUGUCUCAUACGAUAUUUGGAUUUGUGCAACAUUCGGAAUUAAGAGAAGUGAGGUGUUUUUUUAAUUUUUUGAGCUUUAUUCUUCCAGCAAGAUUGAAGAUUAUCAACAUCACUUAAAGAGAUGAAAAGAUUACUGCUAUUUGUGAUGUGGCUCUAUAUUAUUUCAUAUACAAGAUGUUCCGUUACAGUAAUAGAGCAAGAAGAAGAGAAGGCGAGAGAUUUCUUGACCACCUUCAACAAAGAGAUAGAACUGGACUCUAACCUUCAGAUCAAUGCCGACUGGGAUUAUGCUACAAAUAUGAAUGAAGGAAAUUUUGAAAAGAAAAGGCAAAUAACAGCUGAAAAUUCCAAAAAAGCAAAGGAAUUCUGGACGAAACUGACUAAGUUCAACUGGAGGAACUUUACGGAUCCAGAUCUGAAAAGACAGUUUCUGCUGAACUCCAUCCUUGGAUUGGAUGCUCUGACAGAGGAAGAAAUUGAUCGAGCCGGACGCAUCAGUGCUGAGAUGGAAAAAGCGUACUCGACUGCUACAAUUUGUGAUUUCAAGGAGAGAACAAAAUGUGAUUUGGCCUUGAUACCAGAUAUAGUAAAUAUCCAUGCUAACUCUAGGGAUGCAGAAGAACUGAAACAUGUUUGGAUCAGUUGGAGGGCUGCUGUUGGGCCUAAAAUACGACAUCUCUAUAGGGAAAGUGUCGAUUUGAUGAACAAAGCCGCUAAAUUGAACAAUUUCGGUACUGCUGACAAGAUGUGGCUCUUUCCCUACGAAGAACUCGAAGUAAAAGACAUCAGAAGUCAAUUCGAAAGUUUGUGGGAACAAGUGAAACCUUUGUAUCAACAGUUGCACGCUUACAUGAGAUUCAAAUUGAGGGGGGUCUAUGGGGAUAUUGUCAGUGAAAAGGGACCAAUUCCAGCUCAUUUAUUAGGAAACGUAUGGAGUCAAUCAUGGGCGAAUGCUGGUUUGGAUUUCAAGCCUUUUCCUGGUGCAACUAAUCAGGAUGUAGUUUUGAACUUACGAAAGCAGAACUUCACCGUUGAAAAGGUAUUUCAUACAGCAGAAGAGUUUUUCACCUCAAUUGGCCUACCAUCAAUGACAGAUAAUUUCUGGAAAAAAUCGAUAUUCAAGAAAAUUCCAGAUCGUGAGAUGGCAUGCCAUCCAAGUGCUUGGGAUUUCUUUAAAAGAGGGGAUUAUAGAAUCAAAAUGUGUACUAGUCUUUCUGUUGAAGAUUUUUACACUGUUCAUCACGAAAUGGGCCAUAUUGAGUACUAUAUGCAGUACAGUGAUCAGCCAGUUACUUACAGAUCAGCAGCUAAUCCUGGUUUUCAUGAAGCAAUUGGUGAUCUCAUAUCCCUGUCAGUAAAGUCACCGAAGCAUUUAGUCUCGCUGAAUCUCUCUGAAGCGGCUUAUGAUGACAAAGAAGUAAUAUUGAAUAAUCUCUACGAAGUAGGAUUAGAGAAAAUAGCCGUUUUACCAUUUUCAUACCUAGUAGAUCAGUGGCGAUGGGGAGUUUUUUCGGGUAAUAUAUCAUCCGAAGAUUACAACUGCAAAUGGUGGGAAUUGAGGGAGGACUUGCAGGGUGUUGAACCACCAGUACCAAGGACGGAAACUGAUUUCGAUCCAGCAUCUAAAUACCAUAUACCUUACUUCACGCCAUACAUAAGGUAUUUUGUAGCCACAAUACUCCAGUUCCAGUUUCAUCGUGGGAUUUGUAAGAAAUCAGGAGAAUAUGUUCCAGGCGAUCCAAAGAAACCACUACACAUGUGUGAUAUUUACCAGAAAGUUGAGGCUGGAGAUAUCCUGAAAGAAAUGUUGAAAAUGGGAUCAUCCAAACCAUGGCCUGAAGCUCUACACGUUGUAACGGGACAGAGUUUUAUGGAUGCAAGUGCUAUUCUGGAGUAUUUUCGGCCACUACAAAUCUGGUUGGAGGAAGAGAACAGGAAGAACGGUGUUCAUAUUGGUUGGGAAAAGUCAUCUCGAGACCGAUCUUCAUGCAACUUCGAAAAAAUCACAAAAAUGUGCGACAUCAGCAGUGUGAGAAAAGCGGUCGUUUUCAUUGGUCUCGCGUGCGUACUUGCGGAAACAGAGCCCCAGCUGAAUUUACCCCCUUAUCCCAGCUCCACCCCAAACUACCCCCAAUCCUACCCCAAAAACGACAUAAAUAGGAACUACCCUUACAACACCCAGUACGAUUUUGCACCCAGAAAAACGCAAGAUGGUUACGACGAUCGUGAUGUAUAUAACAGAGACAAUAUACCGCGCGAUAACCCCAAUUUUAUCUACAAUUUAGGUUACCCCGACCAACAGGGGUAUUCUACCCCUAGAACCUUCGAUCCUGAGGGUCCUAGGAACGAUAUUCCUGGAGGAAGGAGGGACGGCUUCGAUCCGAACAAUCCUGAUGAUCGAUUCAGGAACAGAUCACCGUAUAGGGGUGACAUAAGGGGGUUGUUGCAAGCGUUGGAUUUGCAAGCAUCUCAGCAAUGUACCGCAAACGUGGCUGCACAGUGGAAUUUUGAGACGAAUGUGAACGAAGUUACUCAGCUGGAAGCUCUGAAGGCUCAACAGUAUUACUCAGAAUUUCAACGUGGUUUAUGGGAUUUGAUCAAUCAUCUGGAUAAUUUGGAAACAGUGCCUGAUCCUACCAUCUUUCGUCAACUGAAGUACUAUUCGAUUGUGGGUCCAGCAGCGCUACCACCAGAAAAAUUAGAUCGGUACAACCGACUCAUAAACGAUAUGCUGUCGGUGUAUAAUAGUGCAAACAUUUGUGCCUACAAUGAGCCCUUCCGUUGCGGCUUGCGGUUGCAGCCGGACCUUGUGACAAUUAUGGCGAAAAGCCGAAACUGGGACGAGUUGCAACAUGUGUGGACAGAAUGGCGUAGAAAUACAGGUCAACUGAUUAAAGACAGCUAUGAACAAAUGGUCCAGAUUUCCAACGAAGCUGCAAAAUUGAACAAUUUCAGCGACACUGCAGAUUAUUGGAACUUCCCCUUCGAGUCAUCCAACCUUCAUGAAGAAUUAGAAGACGUUUGGCAAGAAGUGAAACCACUUUAUGAGCAAUUACAUACUUAUGUUCGGAGGCGUUUGAGGGAAUACUAUGGAUCUGAAAAGAUUAGCCGACAAGCACCACUCCCUGCUCAUAUUCUGGGUAAUAUGUGGGCUCAGUCAUGGAUAAACAUUAUGGAUAUAACUGCACCCUAUCCUGGACAAAAAUUUCUAGAUGUAACGCCAGAAAUGUUGAAACAGGGUUAUGCUCCUGUAGACAUCUUCAGGUUAGCUGAGGAUUUUUUCGUUUCACUAAACAUGACUCCUUUACCUCUGGACUUCUGGUCAGGUUCUGUUCUCCAAGAGCCUCUAGAUAGAGUUGUUUUAUGCCAACCUUCAGCGUGGGACUUCUGUAACAGAAGAGAUUAUAGGAUAAAAAUGUGUACGCGUGUAAACAUGAAGGACCUUAUCACUGCUCACCACGAGCUUGCACACAUACAUUACUUCAUGCAGUACAAAAAUCUGCCCAAAGUCUUCAGGGAUGGAGCAAAUCCAGCUUUCCAUGAAGCAAUCGGGGAAGCUAUUGGUCUAUCAGUUGGUACACCUCGUCAUCUCCAAAGUUUGGGUCUCGUGCAAACUUCGGUGGAAGAUUUAGAAGUGGAUAUCAACUUUUUAUACUCGAUGGCUUUGGAUAAACUUCCCUUCCUACCUUUCGCCUAUAUAAUGGACAAAUGGCGUUAUGAAAUUUUCAGAAAAGAAAGGCUGAAGGAUCAGUACAACUGCAACUUUUGGCGACUCAGUGAGGAGUAUAUGGGUAUAAAACCACCAGUUCUGAGAUCUGAAAUGGAUUUUGAUCCUGGAUCCAAAUACCAUAUUCCUGCUAAUAUCCCCUACCUCAGGUAA
This is a messenger RNA of Coccinella septempunctata (seven-spotted ladybird), 3950 nucleotides long. It is a transcript of the gene Ance-3, whose product is annotated as angiotensin-converting enzyme-like. The coding region runs from base 192 to 3950 and encodes 1252 amino acids. NCBI's taxonomy places the organism in Eukaryota, Metazoa, Arthropoda, Insecta, Coleoptera, Coccinellidae. The transcript has 19 exons. Gene Ontology annotation, biological process: proteolysis. The record is from RefSeq and is a predicted model, not a curated record. Gene Ontology annotation, molecular function: metallopeptidase activity; peptidyl-dipeptidase activity. Gene Ontology annotation, cellular component: plasma membrane.